This is a messenger RNA of Endocarpon pusillum Z07020, 2127 nucleotides long. RefSeq lists its product as uncharacterized. The coding region runs from base 1 to 2127 and encodes 708 amino acids. Gene Ontology annotation, molecular function: mRNA binding; poly(A) RNA polymerase activity. Gene Ontology annotation, biological process: RNA 3'-end processing. The transcript is spliced from 4 exons. Gene Ontology annotation, cellular component: TRAMP complex; nucleolus. Lineage: Eukaryota; Fungi; Ascomycota; Eurotiomycetes; Verrucariales; Verrucariaceae. The record is from RefSeq and is a predicted model, not a curated record.
AUGGCAUCAAAUCCUGGAACAGAUCGCUAUCGCCCGCGUUACGGAGAUGAUGAAGGACCUCCAGCAGCUCCGGCAGAUGUUCGAAAGGUCAUGUAUGAAUUUCAAGGCAACCGAGGGCAAGGUCAUGGCCGUGCAACUACAGGGGGCGAGUUCACAUUUCGCCAAGGACCGCGUCCAAGAAUCUCAGACCGACCUCUACUAACCGAAAGACAAGCAUUAUCUCCAGACCCCAUUUUCAAUGGUGGAGACACAAUCGAGAAGUUCCGCCAGAUUGACAAUCUUACUGACUCAGAGAACGAGGAGAUGGACGUGUCGCAAUCUGACGACGAUGGACCACAACGACCUAGCAAGAGGCUGCGGUCUGGACCUUCAUGGUCUAAUCCUGAUCCUUAUACCGCUUUACCACCCGUGACAGAUGCUCCGAAGAAGAAACAAGACGUGGUCAAGUUGAUCCGAAAAUCACGCGUAACUCCGCCAGCACAGCCCGCAAACGCCGAGGCGACCAAUGGUGAAGACUUUAUCUCCCUUGACAUGGGUGGCAGUGUUUCAGACAACGACCCAGAUAUACGUAAGGACGUUCCUGAAAAUGCACCUACAGGUCCGAAGACUCAACCAGAAGAGGGUUCCACCCGUGUUGGUAAGCGAAAGCGUGAUGCGCCACGCCAAGUCAACAAGCUUCCCCCUCAAGCUAGGAAGGGUAGUCGACUUCAUCAAAAUGGUAUGAUUAUAGGAGGAUGGCAAGCUCGAAACCCGGACUCCCCAAUGCCCUGGUACCGACCCCCAAGUACAUCACACGUUCUGGCCGGCGUAGCACUACACCAAGAGAUCCUUGAUUUCUACGAGUGGGUGAGACCACAGGACUUCGAACAAGAGAUUCGAUUAGACGUCAUUACUCGGUUGCAGAAGAUGUUCUCCAGAAUUGAACCUGGCUGCCAACUUAAGCCCUUUGGCUCCUUUGCUGCAGGUUUGUAUCUACCAACCGGUGACAUGGACUUGGUCUUGAUGACACAUCCGUCUCGAUCAAGAUUUCCCCCGCAGCCCAAGAAUCUGCUCUUCUUCGUUCAUACUGUCCUACAAAAAGAAGGCAUCGCUGUUCCAGGAAGCCUGCAACCUAUAGCGAAGGCAAAAGUCCCCAUUAUUAAGUUUGUGGAUGCAAUCACAGGUUUGAAGGUCGAUCUCUCAUUUAACAACGACGCAGGCAUCAUUGCCAACAACACCUUCCAAGCAUGGAAACUCCAGUAUCCUGCUAUGCCGAUUCUAGUGUCAGUCAUGAAGCAGUACCUCCUGAUCCGUGGCCUGAAUGACGUGGCAUUCGGUGGACUUGGAGGCUUCUCCACUAUUUGCUUGGUGACGAGUUUGAUUCAGCACCAUAUCCGCCCAGGCCAAGUACCAAAUCUAGGCUACCUGCUGCUCAAUUUCUUCUAUUUCUAUGGUCAUGUCUUUAAUAAGCAGGAGAUAGCCAUCAGACUUGAACCACCAAGUUUUGUUCGCAAGGAUCAAUACACGCCUUUCCACUACAACUCUGACAGACCGAAUCGCCUUGCGAUUGUUGAUCCAAACAAAGCAGACAACAAUAUCUCUGGGGGAACUGCAGAGAUAGAUCUGAUUUUCAGAUGCUUCUCACAUGCUUACAGUCAACUGUCGGCACGAAUGGCAGAGCGACAGGAUACUGGAACGACAUCGAAGAGCUUAUUGGUUGAUCUUCUUGGUGGCGACUUUGAAGCCUACAGCCAGCAGAGAGAGCGGUUGAGAAGAAUCUAUUCCGAUCGGCUGGGUCAGAACAAGCAGCCACUGCCACCUACUGUAUCGCUCUCUGGUCCUCCGGGUGUUGGGUUGCCAAAUAUUGCAACUGGAGGAAGGAAGCAGCCCGAUAUGUCACAACCCAAUGGCCGCGAGGUUUCUUCCGGUAAGGAUAAGCCAAAUACUCUGCCAAAGUUGACGAAAGCCCAACGACGUGAUCGUGCUGCCAAGGAUCGCGCUAGCAGACUCAAGACGUUAAGGCCAGACAUUGCUACCAAGGUUGGAGAGCGUGUGACAAUGGAGCACGCCAUGCAGUUAGGAGGAUACGAAAGUGCCCAGGAGAUGGACUUGGAUCUGGCGCAGAGAGCUCGAGGAAUGUCUCUCUGA